GGGGGGGGGGCGGGGAGGGGGCAACAUGGCGGCUCCGUGUUAACUUCCCCCCCUCGGCAGCCCGCGCUGCCGCCGCUCUCCCCCGCUCCCCCCCCCCCGAGCCCUGACAUGCCGGGCAUGAUGGAGAAGGGAGCGGAGCUCUUAGGGGGCAAGAGCCGGGCAGCCCCCAACGGCACCAAGAGCAGCAGCCCCUCCAACGGGCACUACUCGGAGCCGGAGAGCGGCGGCGGUGACAGUGGCGACGAGCACGAUGUAGGAAUGAGGGUCGGAGCGGAAUACCAGGCGCGCAUUCCUGACUUCGAGCCCGGUGCCACAAAAUAUACUGAUAAAGAUAAUGGAGGGAUGCUUGUAUGGUCUCCAUAUCAUAAUAUUCCAGAUGCCAAGUUGGAUGAAUAUAUAGCAAUAGCAAAGGAAAAACAUGGAUACAAUGUGGAACAGGCUCUCGGCAUGUUGUUCUGGCAUAAACACAAUAUUGAGAAGUCCCUUGCGGAUCUCCCUAACUUCACUCCUUUCCCUGAUGAAUGGACAGUUGAAGAUAAAGUCCUAUUUGAACAAGCAUUUAGCUUCCAUGGAAAGAGCUUUCACAGGAUCCAGCAAAUGCUUCCAGACAAGACUAUCGCAAGCCUUGUAAAAUAUUACUAUUCCUGGAAAAAAACUCGCUCUAGGACAAGUUUGAUGGAUCGGCAGGCUCGAAAACUAGCUAAUAGAAAUAAUCAAGGUGACAGUGAUGAUGACGUAGAAGAAGCUCAUCCAAUGGAUGGAAAUGAUAGUGAUUAUGAUCCCAAAAAAGAAGCUAAAAAGGAGGUAACAGAUAGCUUAAUGGGCAAUAAUGAGCAGCCUGUUCAGACCAGCAAAAUAGGUCUGGGUAGAAGAGAGUAUCAGAGCUUGCAGCAUCGCCACCAUUCUCAGCGUUCCAAAUGCCGUCCACCAAAAGGCAUGUACCUGACCCAGGAAGAUGUGAUAGCUGUUUCCUGUAGUCCCAAUGCAGCCAACACAAUUCUUAGACAGCUGGAUAUGGAACUAAUCUCAUUAAAGCGACAGGUUCAAAAUGCUAAGCAAGUAAACAGUGCACUUAAACAGAAAAUGGAAGGCGGGAUUGAAGAAUUCAAACCUCCUGAGUCUAAUCAGAAAAUCAAUGCCCGUUGGACCACAGAAGAGCAGCUUCUUGCAGUACAAGGUGUCCGAAAAUAUGGUAAAGAUUUUCAAGCUAUUGCAGAUGUAAUUGGCAACAAGACUGUUGGCCAAGUGAAGAACUUCUUUGUAAACUACAGGCGUCGGUUUAACUUAGAGGAGGUAUUGCAGGAAUGGGAAGCGGAACAAGGAACCCUGGCUUCUAAUGGUGAUGCUUCUGCUUUAGGGGAGGACACAAAAAAUACUUCUAAUGUGCCAUCAGGAAAGAGCACUGAUGAAGAAGAUGAGGCACAAAGCACUCCGGCCACUCAGUGUUUAGGCCCUUCACCUCCAGCACAGGCAUCUGCUCCAGCACCUACCGCUCCCAUCGCAACUUUAAAUCAGCCACCCCCGUUACUUCGUCCAGCGCUUCCUGCUGCUCCUGCUCUCCAUCGUCAGCCUCCACCACUUCAACAGCAGGCGCGAUUUAUUCAGCCAAGGCCGACUCUAAAUCAGCCUCCCCCACCACUCAUCCGCCCAGCUAAUUCCAUGCCUCCUCGUCUAAAUCCAAGGCCAGUGUUAACCACGGUUAGCGGCCAGCAGCCACCCUCGCUUAUUGGAAUUCAGACAGAAUCUCAGUCCACUCUGCACUGAAGAAAUAAAGCAGAAUUAUGCUAACUCCUACAUUUGAAAAAUUGUAUCAAUGUACUUUUUUUUUUUUUUUUUUUUUCCCCCCAGAUAAUGAAGGGGAGAAAAGAGCAAGCCUUCACAGGUAUCAGACCAGUUUUACAGAGGAGCAAGCUAAUAACUAGAAAUGGAACCAUGUGAGUGACCACCUGUAUAAAAAUAUUUUUAUGUCGAAGACUUGUACAGCAGAACAAUGCCUACAAUACAGCCCUCCUCUAUAUGAAUAACUGUUGAAGGAAGUUAACUUCUUAAAUGAAUAAAUGUUCAAGACACCAAGAUUUUGUUUAACUGAUUUUUACUCUAUUUAUUUUAUUACAGUUCUUUGUAGUCAAGCAUCUAACUACAAGAAAGUAGUCUGGCAAAUCUAGGAAUAGAUAAUAUUGUAGGAGACUUAAAUGUAGCAUUGGGUUUUUUUGUGUGUGUGUGUGUGUUUGGUUUUUGGGUUUUUUUUUUCACUACUUAGUGCAAAAAAAUAAUGGCCUUAGGUUCAGAAUUUUUGGCCCUGUUUAGAUAACAGUAGAAGCAUUUCACGCACUUGUAAAAUGUAGGUGUUUCUUCUCUUCAUGUUCUUCCCAGAACGCUUUUUCUUGUUUAAAAAUGUACUGUCUUAUUAAAUACUCAUCUGAAAGAGUAUUCUGAAGACUCAAUAAGCUAUUGUACCAAACUUACUAAAUCUCGUGCGUGUUCUACUCCUAGAAGUUGGCUGAAAACAGGAGUCUGGUUUCCUGCUGCAGUAUCUCUUGUGGGCUGGGGUGGAGAGAGAGGCAGCAACUUCCACCACCCGGGGGAUGACAGGAGAGGAACCAUAUAGCAAGAACCAUUAAUUUAAUUUGUUAUUCCACUAAUUCUUCUAAUUUAAGUACAGUAGAAUUUAAUUCCUCUGAGAAUGGCUGUCUGCAGUUUGUGUAUGUUAGAUCAUUGAUAUCUUACCUAAAAUUCAUGAGGGAAGUAUAGAGGCUGAUGCAGGUAGUAGAAUAUUGUGGCAGUAGAAUUACCUGCGGCCAGCCCAGUCUUACUGUUAGCAGAAAUCAGAGAUAAUAAUUUAUUUCUGGCAGAGUUGAUUAGCUGGGUUUUGAGGCUACUGUGGGGUUUUUUGUUUGUUUUGUUUAUUGACUAAGUAAAAUCUGCAUUUGGGUAUUAAUUAUUGCUUCCAGAUUUUAGGAGAUUGAAAGGUUUUCUUUCCACUGUAUUCUUUUCUGAAACCUUGAUUUAUGCCCAGCAGUGUUUUGGAGGUGGGGUUUUUUUUUAGUUUGGUUGGGUUUUUGUUUGUUAAAGUAGAUGCCUCUACCCUCCAAGUAAACCAGGCUGCAAAUUUGAGUAGCACUGUUUGAAACUGUGUGAUCUGAAUCAAGCUAUUGAAAAAAUAUUGCAUUCUUGACUAUGUAAUAACAUUCAUGUUGACUGCCAUACUAUUUAGAAAAUUAGCUUUGCUUAUAGCUGAAAUGAUGUUUGAAAAUCCUUUUAAAUCCAUUCUGUUAUUAACUAGAUUUGCCCUUGACUAAAAUGAGACUUUAUUUGAAAAUGGAAUGUGCUCUCCCUAGGCUUUUUCACAGAUAAAUUGGAUGGUCUAACAAUCAGUUUAGCAGCUGGCUAAGGUCUUUUUUAUGUGCAAAGGGAAGUUCUUACAGCAUCAGAUCCUAUUUAAUUUGUAAAUCUAGUAUUAAAGUUUGAUAGUUGUGGCCUGAACUGCAGUUAAGGUGUUGACCUUUAUGGUUUAGUUCUUCAUUUAAAAAUAUUUUCAGAUCAAACUUGAGAGAUUUUUCUUUCUGAUCAGCUUUCACUGGUGUGCCGAGGUCUCGUACAAAAGGUCCUUCUUACAAAUUCUCUUUUGCAUCAGAGUAGAUGCUUAGCCACUACAUGAGCAUCAGAUGACCUCUCGUCUAAGAAAAGCAGCUUUGUAAAACAAGCACCGAGGAAUUCAUGGUCACUGAAACUUGUGUUCUGGGAGUCAUAACUGUCCCCUCACCAGCUACACACAAAUCUGGCUGCUCUCCAGACUUUAAAACCAAUACAAAACCAAUCUGGUACAUUUUGACAUCCUAAGUAUUUCAGUUUAAUUCUUAACAGUGAUAAGAUACAUCUUCAGGAUUUUUUUUUCUUUCCUUUUUUUUUUUUUUUUUUUAGCAUUGAGUCUCCCAGGUGUAUGUAUUGUACCUUCGCUACUUUUUGUCUUGUCUCUUGUCGAUAGACUUCAGUAUGCAGAAUGUUGGGUGUUGCAGUACAGUUGGCCACCACCAACUGCUAUAAAACUGUUCAGUACAUUGUAAUUCCGUUUAAUCUUGUUUAAAUAUUCUAUAACUGGGCAAAGGUGCUGUAUUUGAAGGGGGGAGGGAGGGUCAGAGAUAGGUAGUAUUUCUUAAUUUACAUACACUGUAGCACACAGUAGGGAACUCCUAGCAUUUGUAGUACUAAAUAAGUAUGUACAUAGCAAAAUGUCUUUAUUGUGUGCUUUGCAGAAUAUGUGCAUACAGUUUGCACGUCCUGUUUUGGGGGGUAGGGUUUGUUUUAAGCAGUGUUUGCCUGGAGAGUGAUAUGCUUGCUGCUUAAUCAAAGGAUUAAAGUUUCAAAGAAAUCUGUGUCUUCUAUUUUUAUGUACCUUGUAAUGGUCUAAUAUGUUAGGGCCCUUAUACUGUGAUUCUCUUCUAAAUUCAUUUAUAUUUUUUUAAGAAUUAGAAAUAAAAUUAUACAAUGGUGUUGAUUUCAGUGGGGAAUUUCUUUUGCCAUAUCUAGUCUCCUGUUUUGUAAUGUAGUAAUGAACUCCGACUUCAAGGUUGGCUUAAUUUUGUCACUUUAAAAAAAUGUAAAAUGUUUGCACACUAAAGUUUGGCAGAGGACAUGUAUCCUACAUUGUUCAAAGCUAAUGUAAUUCUACAGCUUUUUGUACAGUUUAUUUUAGUUAAUAAAGCAAAACGGUACUAAAAAAAUGACAGAUUUUACAAAUGCAAGGCAUAAUCUGAAUGACAUGUCUUCUAGGAACAACACUUGCAAAAUAUGGAUGUACAAGAACUACCAGAUUUAAUUGUUGCACUUUAAAUCAGAAUGGGUAUGAAGUUAAGCAGGUAUUUCUGUAUUAAUAAAACAAUCACUAAACAUUUCA
This is a messenger RNA of Harpia harpyja (harpy eagle), 4894 nucleotides long. RefSeq names its product REST corepressor 3 (gene RCOR3). Lineage: Eukaryota; Metazoa; Chordata; Aves; Accipitriformes; Accipitridae. The transcript is spliced from 12 exons. Gene Ontology annotation, cellular component: histone deacetylase complex; transcription regulator complex. The coding region runs from base 109 to 1764 and encodes 551 amino acids. Gene Ontology annotation, molecular function: transcription corepressor activity. The record is from RefSeq and is a predicted model, not a curated record. Gene Ontology annotation, biological process: regulation of transcription by RNA polymerase II; negative regulation of DNA-templated transcription.